CGUUCGACAAAGAUCGUCAUUGGGUGCGUUCUAUUUGACGCUGUAAAAGUAUCAUAACUUUUAAUUGACUAAUCAAAACAAAGAAGUCCUUUGCCUCUUGUGUGCUUGGUCUACUUUCGCAUUCUGUCAAUUUUUUAAUCAAAAGUGAUAUUCAAUGAUUCGCACAAAACUAUCGUUCACCAUUGCAAGAGUAGCAAAAAUGUCUUGACGGAGAUUGAAAUAAAGCACACUUUUCCCAACUUGUGGGAUUAUAGAUUUUAAGUUAGGUUAAGCUUCCUUACUGUCACCGUCAAGGACAGUUUCAUAUCUACUUACCGGCAGAAACAUUUUGAUUGCGCAAAGGCAUGUAUUCUACGAAGACACCGACUCUUCGUAUUGACGAAGCUGAUUUGAAGUGCAAGAACGGUUGUGGAUUUUAUGGCAAUGCGGAAUGGGAAGGUUACUGCAGCAAAUGUCAUCGGGAACAUUUGCAAAAACGACGCGCCCAGGCCGAACGCAUAUCUCAUUCAGAUAACAUUAAUCGAUCAGUGAGUGCUGGAAGUCACAAGGAGGAGAAAAAGGUACAGCAAGAGAAAAAGUAUAAAUUGUUAAACAUUUCGUUUAGGAAACCUACUGCAAAAGUUCAAGGUUAUCAGGAAUUAUAUCACGAGUUGUUAAAAGAUAAUACGGAUCUCGAAAAAAUUAAGGCAGAAAAUCGAGAUUUAUUGUUAUAUAUAGCCAAGACCCCAAUAGAAAAGGAUGUACGAAAGUGCAUACAUUCAUUUGUAGUAGACAUACUACAAAAUAAAGAUGUAAAAAGGAUAGAAGAAUUGUCAGAGAUAACGCAAAAUUUUUAUCAUGUGUUUGGAAAACGUCUAGAAAAUAGCACCAAAUAUGCAGAUAUACCAUCAGAUAUUAAAGAGAAGUUGUUAGAUUAUGUUGAAAGAUAUGCAAUGACUUUGUUAUACAGAAUUCUUUUCUGCCCUCCAUUCACAUCUGAUGAAGAAAAAGACUUGGCCAUACAAAAAAGAAUACGGCAAUUAAAUUGGGUUAGCGGCAAGAAUUUGGAAUGCAGGAUUCAUGAAACAAGCUCAGAAGUCAGAGAGCUUGUUUACACAUCCAUUACAGAUCUUUUAAAUAUGGAUUCUGCCAAAGCGCCUCAAGAGAAAUUGGCAUGUGUUAUUCACUGCUGUAGAAAUAUAUUUUUAUUAUUGCAACAAUCUGUUGAUGGACCAGCAUCCGCUGAUGAAUUCCUUCCAGCACUCAUAUUUAUCGUUUUAAAGGCUAAUCCCGCCCGUCUUAAGAGUAAUAUAAAUUUUAUUACAAGGUUUUGCAAUGCCAGCAGAUUAAUGACUGGUGAAGGAGGGUAUUACUUCACAAAUCUGUGUUGUGCAGUAUCAUUUAUCGAAAACUUGACUGCAGAAUCCUUAAAUAUGGCUGAGAAGGACUUUAAUGCGUAUAUGUCAGGAGAGUGUGUUCCAGCUAAUACAUGGGAAUCGGCUCUUAUGAUAUGCGAAAGUUUACACUUUAUGUGUGAAGAUAUAACUUUGUUGGAUGAUUUGCAAGCUAAAAAUGCCGAUAUCAUGAAACAAGCAGAAGAAUUGAAAAACAAAAUGAUAGAAUUUAAAGAAAAGAUUAAAGAGGAUGUAAGUAAAGUGAUUGAAAGGACACCAUUGUUGAUAUCUCAUAGUCAGAGAGUGCCUACUAAUUUAGAUAGCGAGGAUUUUGAGAGCUAUCAGCUUCCCCCGCCAAUUAUUCCGCAGAUAUAUCCGCAUUCAGUCGGCGAUAACGUGAAUAGCGGUGUAAUGACAGAUCUGUCAAGUGAUCUGAUGAGAACAUCAUUGGUAGAAGAUUCCGUGACGCCAUCGCCGACAUUUGAUUUUCCAUCCCUUAUUGGCGACGAUAGCUUGGAAGUUAGCAAGGGCGAAGACGAAACUAGUCUUAUCAGUUUAGAUACGCAGUCCGAUCUUGCACCUGGCGAAACACAGCUCUUUAAAAAACAUAUGAUAGAUAGUUUAAUAGAUGAAUCUCCCACACCCGAAGCAAACCUAUCAUCUGUAUUGAAGCCGAUUAGCUCUGAAGAUUAUCAUGGCUUUACAAUUCAGGGAUCAAAUAUACCAACAAUACCAUGCCAUACAGGUGAUUCAUCUAUAACUACAGCAGAUUUAGAUUCGGAUAACUAUUCCAAUUACUAUAAGAACAUGUAGCAUUGUAAAAAUGUAAGUAUUAUUUAUGUGUAAAUAUAUAAUAUAUA
Molecule: messenger RNA, 2233 nt
Organism: Formica exsecta
Lineage: Eukaryota; Metazoa; Arthropoda; Insecta; Hymenoptera; Formicidae
Gene: Rabex-5
Product: rab5 GDP/GTP exchange factor
Exons: 9
Coding region: 345-2186 (613 amino acids)
Biological process (GO): vesicle-mediated transport
Cellular component (GO): cytosol; endocytic vesicle
Molecular function (GO): zinc ion binding; guanyl-nucleotide exchange factor activity; small GTPase binding
Source: RefSeq, a predicted model, not a curated record